Messenger RNA from Momordica charantia (bitter melon), 1859 nucleotides. Its product is annotated as putative glycosyltransferase At3g42180. The record is from RefSeq and is a predicted model, not a curated record. Lineage: Eukaryota; Viridiplantae; Streptophyta; Magnoliopsida; Cucurbitales; Cucurbitaceae. Gene Ontology annotation, molecular function: glycosyltransferase activity.
GAGUCAAAUGCAGGGUUGGUUAAAAAAGGACUAAAUUUGUAAACAUAUUCAAACUAUAUGGAAUUUGUAAGCUCAAGAAAUCUGAAAGAGGGUUAUCGUUGUCUACAAGCAUCACACUUUCCAAGCAACAAUUUCUUCAGAUUUCUCCAUAUCAUUCAUCUAAAUGCAUUAAUUAAUCACACUUUGAAUAAUAAAUCACAUCGAUUUUGGAGGAAGGAAGAAAAUCAAACCUUUUUUUCAACUGGCAAUCUCUUCAGUUUCUCUUUCCUGAGGCACUUGAAAAGGAAAAAGCUUAAGAGAGAGAGAGCUUGAAGUUAAUUCAGCCAUGGCAAGCUUCAAAUGCCAUCUCCCUUGCUUGUUACUUCCAGCAAGCCUUCUUCUUCUUCUCUUUCUUAUUCUGUUUCUCUCUCUUCCGCCAUUGUUGGAACUGUCACAAGCAACUGAAGCUUUCCCACUUGCUGCCUCUCUGCUUCCCAUAACCUCCACGAGAGAAAGCAACAAGCCCAUGAAAGCUACUGCUGUCAAAAAGAGUAAAACGAGCUUGAGGAUGAUUGAAGCAAGUUUGGCUGAAGCUCGAGCAUCGAUCCGAAAUGCAGUUCUGUGGAAAAACUUCACCUCAGAGAAGAAAGAAACUUACAUUCCCAGAGGCUCCAUCUACAGGAAUGCUUAUGCUUUUCAUCAAAGCCACAUAGAGAUGGUUAAAAGGUUCAAGGUGUGGAGUUAUAGAGAAGGUGAACAGCCUCUGGUCCAUGACGGUCCAUUGAAUAGCAUAUAUGCCAUUGAAGGUCAAUUCAUAGAUGAGUUAGAUUGCAGCAAGAGCCCCUUCAGAGCCAGCCAUCCUGAUCAAGCUCAUGCAUUUCUGCUUCCUUUGAGCAUAACCAACAUCAUCCAUUUCAUUUACAGACCAAUCACCUCUCCUGCUGACUACAGUCGCGAUCGCCUGCACCGCGUUACGACUGAUUACGUUAAGCUUGUUGCCAACAGGUAUCCAUAUUGGAAUCGAAGCAGCGGCGCUGAUCAUUUUAUGGUUUCAUGUCAUGAUUGGGCACCAGAUGUCUCAGAUGCCAACCCUCAACUGUUCAAGAACUUCAUCAGGAUAAUAUGCAAUGCAAACAUCACAGAAGGCUUUCGUCCCAACCUAGACAUUCCGCUCCCGGAAAUUAACAUCCAUCCCGGAACUUUAGGGCCGCCAGACUUAGGCCAGCCUCCAGAGCGCCGCCCAAUUCUAGCUUUCUUCGCCGGAGGAGCUCAUGGAUACAUCAGGAAGGUAUUGAUCCAGCAUUGGAAGGACAAAGACAAAGAAGUUCAAGUUCACGAGUACCUUCCAAAGACUCAAAACUACACCAAAUUGAUUGGAGAAAGCAAGUUUUGCCUCUGCCCUAGUGGCUACGAAGUGGCGAGCCCAAGGGUGGUGGAAGCCAUUUAUGGUGGUUGUGUUCCGGUGAUCAUUUCCGAUAAUUAUUCGUUACCAUUCAGCGAUGUUCUAGAUUGGAGUCAGUUUUCAGUGCAGAUACCUGUUCAAAAAAUAACAGAAAUAAAAACAAUCUUGAAGGCUAUCUCAGGAGAGAAGUAUUUGAAGAUGCACAAAGGAGUGACCAAAGUUAAGAGGCAUUUCAAGAUAAAUAGGCCAGCAAAGCCAUUUGAUGUAAUUCAUAUGGUGCUACAUUCACUGUGGCUUAGAAGGCUUAACUUUGGCCUUCCCCAUUGAAAAGAACCGUGAGUUAAGUCUUUGUCUCCCUUUCGGAUGUCUAGCGACUUCAGCUAGUUAAAUGUCAUAACGCUCCUUACAGAAAAUCAGGCAACAAGAUUUGGCAAUUCGAAAACCGAGCAGACAAAGCAAGAAUUAGACAGGAUCAUGU